Xenopus laevis (African clawed frog) is the source of this 6157-nucleotide messenger RNA. It is a transcript of the gene igdcc4.S, whose product is annotated as immunoglobulin superfamily, DCC subclass, member 4 S homeolog. Bases 283 to 4071 code for a protein of 1262 amino acids. NCBI's taxonomy places the organism in Eukaryota, Metazoa, Chordata, Amphibia, Anura, Pipidae. The transcript is spliced from 20 exons. The record is from RefSeq and is a predicted model, not a curated record.
GCCGAUCUUGAGAACAUGUGACCCUUUUGUUAACAUGAGACAGUAAGGAAUAAUGUCCUCACACAGGCACAAUAACCAAUAGAUGGCAGUAAAAGGACACAGAGAUUGCAGCUGCCUAAACAAACAUAAAGGGGGUUAAAAAAAGGAGAGAGAAAGAGAGAGAGAGGAAAAAAAAAACUUGUGCAAGAUGGCGUUUGACUGGAGGGAGAGGGAGCCCCUCUGUGCAACCCCUGGCUGCUGAGAGAGGGGAGCAGGCAGCCUGGGAGGGAGGCUGCACCCUACAUGGCGCUGGGAAGGCUAUCUCUGCUGUGGGGUUUGCAUUGGGCUGGCUGUGUCCUGGUGGUGGCUGCAAGGGAGACCAUCUGGCUGGACCUCAGCUGCAGCCCCGGCCAGACACACACUGUACUCCUACCAGACCAGGAAGCCAUCUUACAUUGUGAGGUGGGCAGCAGAGAGGUGCCGUACAAUGUAACCUGGAAGAAGGAUGGGGUUCAGCUGAAAGCAGAUGAAGCCCUGAGAGUCCUCCGCAAUGGGUCUCUGGUCAUAUCGCAGAUGGAAAGUGACAACAUCGAGGGAAAAUAUUCCUGUGCAGCCCAGGACUCUUUUGGGAUUGUAACAGGCAGAAGUCACACAGUGAGACUGGCAAGUCUUCCCUCUUUCCACCAACAGCCUGAGUCUCAGACUUUGAUGCCGAACAGUAUGGCACGGUUUGAGUGUGGUAUCAGCGGGUUUCCACCUCCUGAGAUCACCUGGCAAAAAGACCAGACUCCAGUUCCAGCUGAGUCUAGGUUUCUUACCAUCCCCUCUGGAGUUCUGCAGAUAUCAGGGGUCCAGAAGAAGGAUGAAGGGUUUUAUCGUUGUGUGGCAACCAACAUACUGAACGCCAGCUACAGCAGCGAAGCACAUCUGUCUGUGGUGCAAGAUGCAGAUGUUUAUGCCUUGCCGGAGGAGCUGACAAUUACUAGAGCUCCACAAAACCUGACAGUGAAGGAAGGUCAGAGUGCUCUCAUGGAGUGUAUGGCUAAAGGGAAUAUCGUACCACUGGUCUCUUGGAUCCGGCAGGAUGGAAAGCCGAUCUCUCCUGAUAUCAAAGUGCUGGGAGAGACAAAUCUCCUGGUGCCACAGGCGCAGCCACGUCAUGCUGGGGUCUAUGUGUGCCGAGCCAACAAGCCACAUACUCGUCAUUUUGUCACUGCCGCAGCCCAUCUUCACGUUCUGAUCCACCCAAUCAUUACCCAGCCUCCAGAGACUAUCACACGGGCCCGUGCUGGAACUGCUCGAUUUGUGUGCCGGGCAGAGGGGGAGCCAGUACCAACUAUUCACUGGCUAAAGAACGGACAACCAUUUCUCUCCAAUGGCAGAGUGAGAAUUCAGCCCAGGGGCAGUCUAGUUAUCACACAGAUUGCCCUGGAGGAUGUGGGGUACUACCAAUGUUUGGCAGAAAACAAUGUUGGCAGUGCCUGUGCCACUGCUAAGCUGUAUGUGACAGUUCAAGAUGGACUGCCUGGCCCACCACAAGCUGUAAAGGCAGUGACAGUGUCCAGCAGAUCAGUGACAGUGGGAUGGGAACAGCCGGAGAGCAACUGGGAGAGAGUCAUAGGCUUCUCACUGCACUACACCAGGACUGGAGGCUCAGACAACAUGGAAUACCAGUUUGCAGUAAAUAAUGAUACAACAGAACUAUAUAUCAGAGACCUGAAACCUGGGACAAAGUAUACCUUCUAUGUGGUAGCAUAUUCCCAGCAAGGUGCCAGCAGUGCGUCUCAGCCAAUUGUUAUAAAGACUCUGGAUGAAGUUCCAUCAGCUGCCCCAACUCUGAACCUUCACAGCGAUUCCCCCUCACGCUUACAUGUGAGCUGGCAGCCACUACCACCUGAGCUGAUCAAUGGGCAAGUCACCAAAUAUCGCAUUGAUUAUGGCACGCAGAAGGAUGACGACAUCUCCUCCAUAGACGUUCCGGGGAAUGAGACUCAGGCAGUGCUGGUGCCAGUGCAGCCCAACAGUUUGUACAAAGUGAGGAUCUCAGCUAGUACAGCCGCAGGAGAUGGAAUUCCCUCCCACUGGAUUCAGCACCGCACUCCUGACACAGACAACCAAACACACGUCCCUUCUCAGAUGCAGCUCAAGGUCACUCCCCGCACUGAUUCCCUCGCUCUCAGUUGGGAGCUGCCCCAUGGCGAGUUUCCAGUCACGAGUUUCAGACUGUAUUACCGUCUCAUAUGCCCUGCUCUGGCUUUUGGUGGCUCCUGUCAACAGCAAGUGGAAAGGUGGGAUGGGACUCCCAUCAAGCUGAAGAAGAAGAGGAGACAAUAUGAAAUAACACAGCUAAUGCCCGGACAAGUGUACCAAGUGAAAUUAGUGGCAUUUAAUAAGAAUCAGGAAGGGCAGACUGUUACAUGGAAAGGAAGGACCAGACAGAUUCCCUCCAUUGCACCAGUACCCCCUGCACAGAGGAUUCCCCCGCUCCCGCCCAGUCAUGUUGAAGUUAAACCUAACAGCUCCACGUCGGUGUGGGUACGGUGGAGAAAACCUACUUUCACCACUAGCAAGAUAGUGAACUACACGGUGCGCUGUGGGCCUUUGGGAGCUAUGAACGCCUCUCUUGUGACCUAUCAUGGCAGUGCUUCUGAAGAGAUCCUGGUUGCAGGCUUGAAACCUUACACCAAGUAUGAGUUCCAAGUACGGUCUAAUGGUGUCGGUGUGGAAGGGCCAUAUAGUGACAUCAUGGAGAAAAUGACACUGCCAGACAGGCCCUCUUCGCCACCUGCUGACCUGGUACUGCAGCCCUUGUCCCAGUUUUCUGUUCAGCUGCACUGGCGCCCUCCUGUGGAGUCAAAUGGAAUCGUUGCCCAAUAUCUAAUCAUGUACACGUCCAACAACAGUCAGCCUGAUGAGAUGUGGACUCUCUUGACAAGAGAUGGAAACAUGUUUAGCACAGAGGUGCAGGGAUUGCAGAGUGGGACCAAAUAUUAUUUCAAGAUGGGAGCAAAAACCGUGUCAGGCUGGGGACCCUACACCAAAGUAUUAGAGGUGCAGACGUUACCUCCGACGCCACCAGCAGAUGUCCUGGACAUGAAUUCUGUGACUGGAAUAAUAGUGGGGGUUUGCCUUUGUCUCUUGUGCCUCUUGCUGUGUAUGUGUGCCAGCUUCCAACAGGGCAAGCAGAGGGACAGCUCGGAUACAGGGUCCCGCUCCAGUAGGGCCCCCGCAUCUUAUCAGCGAGCCAGGCAGGAGUCCUGCUCACAGGGUCAUGGUCAAGAUUCACAUGAACUGGAGACUCUCAUGCCCUCCCAGCAGGAAGAUACUCCAUCCCUUCCUGUUCCAGAAGCCACUAAUCUGAUUGUGGGACAGAACCCAGUCACAACGGCCCAACCAGAGGAAAAAAAUCCACUGAAAAUGAAGCCAUCUUGGAAUGGGUCUGUUACCCAGAACUGGGCUAAUCACAUCACCAGUUACACAGAGUCCAUUACUGGGGACCUCACGUCAGCAGCUAAUGGUUCGGCAAAUCCAUUGUCCUCUGGAGGCUUAAGGAUGACUUUAAAUGACUUUUCUUAUGAACCCUUAAAGGUAGAUCUUGGGAGGAGUCACAGGAAUUCAUCUCAGAACCAAGUUGAGGCAGACGUCAUUGUACAUUCCGAUUUCUCUGCCUCGGAAAGGAGUGGACAUUGUGCUGGACUGGAUUCUGAAGAAGAGGAGGAAGAUCUCAGUCUGGAUCAGGACAGGUCCAUAAAUGGGACUCAAACCACAGUUCUCAGUUCUCAAGUCCAGCCUCUAACAGAGGAACAUAGACAAGACAGGAGUGAAGAGGAAUUAAACCCUACAACAGACACAAAAGCAGAUGCUACAGACUUAAAGAACCAGCUCCUGCUCAAUGGCUUCCACAAGAGUGUGGACUCUCAGGAUCUUCAGCCAACAGAGAGCAGUGUUCUCAGAGCAGAGUGUGGAGACUCACUUGCAGAUGAUGUUUCUGUUGUACUGAAAGCCCCACAGGACUUAGCACUCAGCAAUACACACGCAUCACUUCAUCCCAGUUCACCUGACAGGCAGUGUAUUGACUCAUUCAAUGGCUGAGGCCCUAAACUCCAGCUUCAUGAGGCCAAGUGUGUGUGUGAGUUUGUUUAAAGUAAAAGGGCAGAGGGGACAAACUCGCUUUCCAGGCAGAAAAAGAACUCAAAGACCAUCACUUUUAUAUCACACUCAUGGAAAACUGGGGAAAUAGCAUUGUUUCGGCAAUGGCCUGAAGGUAACAGACCCUCCUGCAACAAUCCUUUAGAAAGCAAAGAGUAUUAAUAAUGCACUCGCACUUGUGAGUCAACGUUCUCUGUGAAUGGAGUUUACUAUUUGGAGUUUAUCAAAGAAUUGUGUUGCAUUCUCACGGUAUUUUCAGUACAUGAAGGAAUUGAAGUUCUCCUGCUGAGAAUCCUCCUUGUUAAUAAUGAAUUUUAUUUUUUAUAAGACUUGACAUUCCUGUACCCAAACUAAGCCGUGUGCCUAAAGGAAGUCAUGUAUUCGUCAAUAAAAAAAGAAAGAAGCUGAAACCAAGCCAGGAACCCCAGCAGGCCAUGUGUCAGAGUUUAAUUCACCAUACAAGUUGCCUUUUAAGCUUUGAAGCAUCAAUAAGUAUACUUCACUACUUACACUACUGUCCAAAGAGCUUGCAGCAGGGAUUUCAAGUUCAUCAUGAUCCUUCAACUGUUGCAAACUACAACUCCCUAUAGCAGAGAUGUCAGACUCACAUCCUUCCAGAUUGAGUUUCCUAACACUAGACAUAACCAGAGAAGGAUAAAGGUUAAAAAAAUUGGUUUAAGAGGAAGUCAGAUGUUUCUAUAUCUCUCCAGAAAAAAAGCAGUCCAUUGUUGGCUUCCCCAAACAAAUAUCUCAACUGCCAUCUCUGCAUAACAGGCCAGGUAUUUGGCAUUCUGUUCUACUAUUCUUCUAGAACAGACAAUUUAGUGUUGAUCUCACCUGCACCAAAGUUGGGAUAUUUUAUAUCAUGGCCUUUAAAAGCUCAUGGCAUCUUGAGUUGGACAGCUGCUCAGAACCAAAACUCGCAGAACCCUACACAAGCCAAACAUGUGUUAGGAUGCUGUCGUACAUAAACUGUUGGUGGGACACAAACUUGACAUCUCUGGCUGACAACCUGAAGUUGGUACAAGGAGUUCAGGAAACAUUUACCGGGUUUCACAGAACAAAGCCCAGUGCAUCUUUGAUCUUGUUAGUGAUGGGUGAUGUUGUUUUGUAUCUCUGCAUUGGUGCAUUUGGUUACAUUCCAAGAGUAAGUCCUAGAUAUACUAAAGAGUGAAACAAUCUCUUGGCAAGUUUCUUAUCUGCUUUCUAGUGAUUUUUAUGGCAUAAUUGGGUGAUUUUAUUGUGUCUGGGGAAUUUUUACUUGUGCAAUGGCAACAUCUCCAGAAAAUAUGCCAUUUGCUGCUGCUUCUCCAAAAGCCAAAUGCUUAAAAUUCACCAGAAAGUAAAUAAAGAACCGAAAAGAUUCUCAUGCUCUGUGGAUGCUCAUGUGGUAAUGGAGUCAUGCUAGAGCUGGGAAAAUGAUUUUGUUACAAAUACCAAUACCAUAACAACUGUAUGACGUCUGGGACUUAUGGACCUGCUCCACAGUUUCCCAUCUGUGACAAUACCUCCCUUUCUACGCACUCUGUGAGUGUCUUCUCAGAACCUCCAAGACUCUUUCAUUUUCUAACUCAUUGCGCCCACCUGGGUUAAAUUAUGGUGCAUUACCUGGUACGUUUUAUUCCCAGAAUUCCUGGGCCCUUAAAAAUAAGUUGACCAUUUUACUAUUGUGCACUGUAUAUGCUCGCAAAUUGUCUCUGAUCAGUCUCAUACUCAGAUAUUUUGACCUCCUGCAAUUCUAUGCACUCAGCUCAAAAAAAACAAGUUGGUCACUAACCAGGUCAGCUGAUGGGUGGGGGGUUUCACAUAUUUAAUAUGAGAUACCUACACUUAAAACGGGGAUACACAAUAGCCUAUAUUCACCAAAGGUCAAUAAAAUAAAGUUUAAAAAAAGUAACAGUAUUACUACUGUUAAAGUAACAGUAUUACUAAAUUUUAACAUCAGUUUUAUCAAGUACCAAUAUGAAUUUUGUUUAUAAAUUUCAUUAAAGUAUAUAAAAUUUAAAUAAAGUGGAUUGAUGAUUGCAAA